Danio rerio (zebrafish) is the source of this 1311-nucleotide messenger RNA. RefSeq names its product ssu-2 homolog, tandem duplicate 2 (gene ssuh2.2). The record is from RefSeq and is marked provisional. Lineage: Eukaryota; Metazoa; Chordata; Actinopteri; Cypriniformes; Danionidae. Gene Ontology annotation, molecular function: heat shock protein binding.
UGAACGAUGGACAGGACGCAUUUGCUGAGUGACCAGGAUGAAGUCCAUUCUGUCCCUUCAUGUCCUGCUGGAUCUUAUGCAGAUCCGAACACAGAGGCAAAUAAUGGGGCGACGGCUCCUCCUUUAGAUUUGAUGCCUGUGGUUCCUGGAUAUGAGCGCCUUGGACCAAAUAUUAUUCCACCAUCUGAUUUUGGAUCGCGACAACCAGAAGCCCCACCCAGAGCUCCCGAGAGACGCUUUGACAUUCCUGCGAUCAGUGAAGAACUUGCACAGGAGGCCUUCACCAAUUAUGUGUCCAGCAAAUGCUGUUACAGCUCUAAACCAGUCAAAGAGAUGGUGUUCACAGACCUGCAGUCCCUCAACACAUAUCGGUACCGACUGGAGACUUUUACAGAGACCAGAACCACAGAAUGGGACAGUGAACCCUACAAUGGUCAGGUGGUGGAUGGAGUUGGAAUGGCUCCUGCUGCGUGGAGCAUCCCGGUGCCCAUACCGUCCCUCUUCCAAGACUGUAAAAAAUCAAUCCGUGUUCCUCACACAUCGACUGUCAAAGGUUGUCACUCAUGCCUGAAUCUCGGCAGAUCUGCUUGCAGUAAAUGUGUAAAUUCAGGCAGGACUCGCUGUGGACACUGCUCUGGCACGGGAUGGAGGUCCUCUCCUGAACGUCAGCGCUGUGGUUUAUGUAGUGGCUCUGGCAUGAUUAGGUGUCAUUCAUGUGGAGGAGUCGGUUCAAUCACUUGCAAAACUUGCCAAGGUCACGGAAAGCUUCUCUGCUUCAUCAAACUGAUAGUUACAUGGAAAAACAACAUGCACGUGUCUGUCAUUGACAAGGGUUCAGGAUUCCCUGUUGACCUCCUUGAUCAAAUCACUGGAGAGAAGCUGCUUACUGAUAUGGCUCCGAUGGUUUACCCAGUUGUCAAUUUUCCCGACCGCUCGGUGAACGCAGUGUCUGAAAGUGCUGUGAGGGAACAUCAGGCUCAGUUCUGCACCACUUGUCGUAUUCUCCAACAGAGGCAGACCAUCGAGCUGAUUCCUAUCACACGAGUUCAUUACAUCUGGAAGGAGAAAACCCACAUUUAUUUUGUUUAUGGAACCGAACACAAGGUUUUCACCAAGGAUUACCCUGCCAAAUGCUGCUGCUGCUCCAUCCUUUAAACAUGCAGGGAAAGAACCACAAUUGAAUGUUUAUUAUAAAACAUGCAUGAUCAUACAUGUAUGAAUUACAUGUAUGUGUUUGAGCAUGUUUUAUUCUCUAAACUAUUGAAGACAUUCCUUCUUCAUCUUAAAUAAAAAGGGCUUUUUUUGGAUGCA